Trichomonas vaginalis G3 is the source of this 591-nucleotide messenger RNA. Its product is annotated as protein of unknown function (DUF3447). The coding region runs from base 1 to 591 and encodes 196 amino acids. Lineage: Eukaryota; Parabasalia; Trichomonadida; Trichomonadidae. The record is from RefSeq and is a predicted model, not a curated record. The transcript has a single exon.
AUGUCCGAACAAGACAUUCAUCCAAAUAAAUUUAUCGAACUACGAAGUAUCUAUAAAUAUCACAUCGAUUCAUAUAAUGCAUUGUAUCAGCUGAAAACUGACAAAGAAGAAGAAUUAAAACAAAUUUACAAAAAGAUCAAAACAAAAUUGAUCGAUUCAAAGAAAUAUACGCCAAAAAGGAUUAUGGAAGAUAUUUUAAAUAUAAUUCCGUAUAAUAAUCGCUAUUCAAAGUCAUAUUUGUUUCUUGCAAAAUUCAUUUCUGAUGAUUAUCAUGUGGAAGAAGCCUACAAUGCUGCACGUAUUUCAAUCUUCCUGUUUUAUAAACAAUAUGGAAUUAAAUUAGCCAAAGUUGAUGACUUUGAAAAAGAUAAUUUUAAAAAUCUUGAAAUUCACACAGAUGAUACAAUAUACAAAGCAAUUAUGUAUAAUGACUUGAAAACAUUCAUAAUAUUCACAGAAAGACAUGGAUUUGAUAAAGAUCAAAAACUUGAAAGCAGUUUAUAUCCAUAUUAUUAUAAUACAGUUUAUAUCCAUAUUCAUUACUUGAAUUAUGCUGUUACCAUGGAGCAGUUGAUUGUUUCAAGUUAUUAA